CACCCUCUACUCAGUCUGCUCAGGACACAUUACAAUUUCAUCAUGAGCACUUCCAGAAUUUUCGCCGCGCAUAACCGCCGCCUAAUAAUCAUGGUAAUCCUACUUCACUCUAAGUGGGUAUACCUACAUUUCCUUCUAUUUAAGGGCUACCUCCAACUUUUGACAUUUUUCUCUUCGCCCUCUUCCUUUAUUCCUCUGUGCACUAUAUUGUAUUCAAACUUUUUGCCUUUCUCUUUUUAUCUCUCGUUUGACCUAAAUUUAACAUUCGUUCCGUUUUGAAGAGCCAGUCUGGCUUCCUGCCCUUCUCCCUCAAAAUCAUAUCUUAAUACGGAAUCUCCGCUAUGGGUGCUUCAGCUCUUCGUGGCUCCAGGAAAAAGACUGUUCUUAGCCCUGAACACUAUCGACAACAUCGUCGAGAUCUGGAAAACACAGGCGUUUUUCAGAAACGUCACGCCAAAUCAACGAAGAACAACAUCAAAGGAUGCUUACAGUGGACUGGCAUUAGGCAUUGCGAUUUUCUCGGGGAACACCGACUAAAAUUCCUUGUGGCAGCCCGGAAAGAAGAUGUCAUGAUCUUUUUGAAAUGGAUACUUGACAACUACGCCAUAAAAAAGUUCAGCAGUUUACAUGAAAACUGGAGGCAAUGGUGCCAACUGUAUCGUCAAGCUGUUGGUCGCAGUCUUCACACCAAAUGCCGUAGUGACAUCAAUGAUUACAUGACUGGGACCCUGGUGCCCUUAUAUAACCUAGACCUGUCUGUCGGAGACAAACCUGUUAUGAAUGUCGACGACUUAUACCUGGUGCUUCAUCAUCACUGGGUACUAGACAGAACGCCAUACCCUGAUGGCAGGCAGAUUAUCCAACUAGCCUUCCUUCUUCUGGUUUCCGCUUACACCGCCAGUCGGCCAGGGGCAUUAGUAUAUGUGGAGAGGAAUGAGCGAACCAAUAUUUCACAUUUCUAUGGUCGUGGUAACAAUGAUAACGAGGGAGACGAGGAAGCGGAAUGGGACACAAUGAGCGAGGAUCUAAAGACCCUUUGCUACGGUCAGAUAAGCUUGAUCCUGUUGCCAAAUCCCCAUGGCCCUCGUGAUCACUUAGUAAUGGAGAUUGACCUGAAACACACAAAAGGUCACCUCAAUAAACCCAAGCGUAAAAUAUUUCUGAUGUCCGAAGUGAAGGAGUCAGUAUUCGAUAUUAUAAUACUUGUUAUCGUCAUGGCAAUUCUUGAUGAUGCGUUCGAGAGUAAUAUUCGUUCUGUCGAGGAAGUGUUCUCCAGCCGUGUGCUUGCUCCUCGACGCUCCAACCGCCUCAAAUUUCGUAAGGACAAAUUGAACGUUCCAGUAUGCAGGCAACCUAUCUCGACUGGGUACGGGACUAGAACGCAUGACAUGAAGCCACUGAAAUAUCACACGUACCUAUAUUAUCUCCAACGUUUGAAUUUGGCUGUUGGCAUGAUUCAGGCUAUGAGGCCGUACGAUCUACGGCGAGGCACGGGCGAAGCAGUCGAUAGUGUUGCAUCACUUCCAUUGCUCCAGCAAGUUAUGGGACAUGCUUAUGCCAGCGUCUACCAGAAGUAUAUGAACCAGCGAGUCCAGUGCCAUGUCCAGGCAGCAUUUCUUGGAAUACCUUCUGAGAAUGCAUUGAUGAAUAUCCUCAGUCAUCAGAGUCGUUAUGUGGAUCCUCGUGCACCGGCCCACUUUGACGAUCUUACUUCUACACAAAGAGCUUCAAUCUCGUCUCACCCAGAAAUAAUUCGUCUUCGAGAACUACGAGAUUCUUUAGCUGCGGAAGCAAAAGAGCUUUAUGGAUCGAGCAAGAACGCAGCAGGCACAAAGAUUGGAGAACUUAAGGCUAAGGCUGAUGCUAACCUGCGCUGUGCAAAGGCAAAACUGAAAAAGGAAGCCUUUAACGCUGCUCGUGGAGAGUUCUUUGACACAAUCGACACAAAGGAGAUAAAUAAGCAGCUCGACCCGUCUUUCAUAGACGUCGAUGACAAUGAAUAUCGCCCCGAAUCUGUCGUUCACAAGCUGGAGGAGCGAAGGCGCAUAGCACAGAUGAUGAAGCUCCCUACCAAGGACCUCUCUGAGAAAGAAGCUCUAGACCACCGGCUUGCACUAGCAAAUGCGCUGAUUGACCUCGGCCUGUCGUCUCAACCAGAUAAAGACCCGUCUUCUCCAGAGCCUCGCGCCUCCCCUAUUGCUCUCACUAACAAGCAUUGUCUCUUCUGUGUAUUCAGUCCGCAUCAUCAAUGCUAUUUUUCAACAUCUCGGAAAGCGCGAGAACAUUUUGAAACGCAUCUGCGGGCUUUCGGGCGUGAAGAGCCGAUAUCGUGCCCAGAUGAAUUCUGCCAGCUUGUUCUACAUGGCCAUCAAGAGCUGAAGAGCCAUGCAGAUCAAGUUCACAAAGUUCGUUAUUUCACAGAAGCUCAGCGUAUAAGAGCUGGUUUUUAG
This is a messenger RNA of Aspergillus pseudonomiae, 2450 nucleotides long. RefSeq lists its product as uncharacterized. NCBI's taxonomy places the organism in Eukaryota, Fungi, Ascomycota, Eurotiomycetes, Eurotiales, Aspergillaceae. The transcript is spliced from 6 exons. Bases 342 to 2450 code for a protein of 702 amino acids. The record is from RefSeq and is a predicted model, not a curated record.